CCAUAAUCAAAAACAAAAGAAGACUCCAAUAUCAUUCAUCCAUGGCUUCUUCACACCAACAACAACAAGAACAAGACCAAUCAGCUUUAGAUCUCAUAACCCAACACCUUCUUACCGAUUUCCCUUCCUUAGACACCUUUGUCUCCACCAUCCACCACUGCACCACCUCAACUCUAAGCCAACGCAAGCCACCUCUUGCCACUAUAGCAGUUCCUACAACUGCACCAGUGGUUCAAGAGGUUGAUGAUCAAAGGCACUACAGAGGCGUCAGGAGAAGACCGUGGGGUAAGUAUGCGGCUGAGAUCAGAGACCCAAACAAGAAAGGUGUUCGUGUCUGGCUAGGCACUUUUGACACAGCCGUGGAAGCUGCAAGAGGUUACGACAAGGCUGCUUUUAAACUACGUGGAAGCAAAGCCAUUCUUAACUUUCCACUAGAAGCAGGCAAGCACCAGGAAAUUGGAGACAACAACAAGACAGUCUCUUUAAAAGCAAAGAGGAAGAGACAAGUAACGGAGGAUGAAAUCCAUGGAAGUAACCUGUGUACCCAUAAAGCUGUGAAGAGGGAAGAGGCAGAAAUUCAGGCUCAGGCUGAGGUUUGCCCGUUAACACCGUCAAGUUGGAUGGGGUUUUGGGACGGAGAAGACAGUAAAGAGAUGAGAAUAUUUUCUGUGCCUCCGUUAUCUCCUUAUCCAUCUCUUGGACACUCACAACUCGUGGUUACGUAAGGAUCAUAUUGGGAAAAUUCCAACAUUAGGUGACAUCUGCAACUUUAAUAUCAUCUACAGGCAAAAUACCAAGAAGAUGAUAACAAAUAGAACUUGCUUUA
This is a messenger RNA of Arabidopsis arenosa, 826 nucleotides long. Lineage: Eukaryota; Viridiplantae; Streptophyta; Magnoliopsida; Brassicales; Brassicaceae. The record is from the annotation of a GenBank genome assembly.